GUCAUAUUGAAUGACUUUUCGAGCAUCCCAUCCUUACUUGAGCCCUAUAUCCCUAAGACUUAUCUAGCUUUUGCGUGUUACUGAACCACGACAAAGAUGGGUAGCAUUGCUGAAUCAGCCCCUUCCAUUGAAAUCCCCAUCAUCGACAUCUCCAGGUACCUGUCUGGCGACCCCGAGGGCAAGAAAAAGGCCGCACAGGAGUUCCGCCAGGCGUGCGAAAACCAAGGAUUCUUGCAGGUCGUGGGACAUUCCGUGCCCAAAGAAGUCCAGGACCGUUUUUUGGCAGAGGUCGCUAGAUUCUUCGCGCUGCCCAUAAGCGAGAAAACAAAAGUGUCUCAAGAGAACUCAAAAUGCUACAGAGGGUAUGAGCGCAAGGGCGGACAGAAACUCGACGAACUUGACGACUCGGCCACGCCGGACCAAAAGGAAGGGUUUUCGGUCAGGCCAGAAAGGCCGCUGGGCCGGUUCCUCCAGGGGCCGAAUCAGUGGCCGGAGGAUCUGCCGGGAUUCAAGGAAGCCUACAUGGAGUAUUUUGAUGAGGUGCACAAACUUUCGAAGUCGGUGUUUCGAUUGAUGGCGUUGUCGCUUGACAUGCCAGAAGAUCAUUUCGACGCGUUUGCCGCGGAUCCAGACGGCCUCUGUCUAUGUCGAUCUCAUCACUACCCACCCACUCCCAAAGAUGUUGCAGGGAGAACUCGAGGGGUGGGAGCUCACACCGACUUUGGGGCCAUGACCCUGCUGCUGCAAGACGAAGUUGGCGGCCUAGAAGUCCUUCACAGAGCCACAGGAAACUGGCACAACGUAGUCCCCGUCAAGGGAGCGUAUGUCUGCAACAUCGGUGACCUCAUGCAACGUUGGACCAACAACCGGUACAAGUCGACCAUGCACCGAGUCAUCUCGCCACUCAGUGGUAAAGACAGGUACUCGUGCGCGUUCUUCAACGACGGAGCCCUCGACACCAUCAUCGAGGCUCUGCCUACUUGCGUGGCCCCAGACCAGAAACCAAUUUAUGGACCCCUUAAGGUUGAGAAACAUAUCGUCGAUCGUUACCUCCAGAGCUACGGCGCCGCGGGUACAGUGUUGGUGGCUUCAUAGUUUCAGUACUUUUCAGGUUGGUGGUGGAGCGAAGAAAUUGAUCGAUAUGGUGGAUAAUCUGUGCAACCUAUGUAGAGAACUCGUCGUCUUUUUGCGGGAGUCGUACGGUGAACCAGGAGAGAAGAUGAAGGGGCAAGGGAUUGAA
Exophiala viscosa is the source of this 1240-nucleotide messenger RNA. Its product is annotated as putative gibberellin 20 oxidase. The coding region runs from base 97 to 1095 and encodes 332 amino acids. Gene Ontology annotation, molecular function: 2-oxoglutarate-dependent dioxygenase activity. The record is from RefSeq and is a predicted model, not a curated record. The transcript is spliced from 3 exons. Lineage: Eukaryota; Fungi; Ascomycota; Eurotiomycetes; Chaetothyriales; Herpotrichiellaceae.